Messenger RNA from Myotis daubentonii (Daubenton's bat), 2839 nucleotides. Its product is annotated as cytochrome P450 4V2-like. Gene Ontology annotation, molecular function: monooxygenase activity; oxidoreductase activity, acting on paired donors, with incorporation or reduction of molecular oxygen; iron ion binding. The coding region runs from base 1284 to 2603 and encodes 439 amino acids. Lineage: Eukaryota; Metazoa; Chordata; Mammalia; Chiroptera; Vespertilionidae. The record is from RefSeq and is a predicted model, not a curated record. The transcript is spliced from 11 exons.
AAAAGAGAAAAAAAAUCUCAGGUGUCAUCUCUAUUAGUAGCCUCACAGUGCUGUGGGCAUUAGUCCUGCUGCUAUCAAGGGGCAUUCCCUUUGCCUAGAAGAAGCCUGGUACCACGUGCCUCCCAGCUAGUCUGCUCUCCUUAUCCCUCCCUCCCUGGAUUUUGCCAGCAAUCUCAGGAGAGUGCCUCAUUUCCUAACCUAAUUAGAAAGCCAGUCCUCCCGUGACCUCAUGUUGUUUGACUUGGGCUCUGUCUAACCAUUGCCAGGUCUUUUCUCUGAGAGGUGGACCUAAAAUCAAUGACUUCUCCAAGGAUAAUUGGUUUAUUCCAUUGUAGGACAGUCUUUAGAAAUACCGAGAUCUGGUGCCCGUACUAGAAAUGGAAGCCAACCUGGGAAGUUAUAUUAUCAGAAAUCCCGUUAAGAAUAUCAGAGAAGACUUUGCAGCAAAAUCACAUGUAAGAUGACACUUGAAGAAUAACUAAGUCUUAUUAGACAAAAAGCAGUAGGAAUAAGAGUUUUCUACAAAGAGAAGGGGUUCUGUAGAGGCCCUGAGACAUUUGAGAAGUUGAAAGAUUAGUAAAAGAGAAGAGUUUUUGUAAAAUUAUUUUUUUUCUUGAGGUAACAUUGGUUAAUAACAUUAUCUAAAUUUCAGGUGUACAAUAGUAUAAUUUGAUGUCUGUAUAUUCUUUUGGGGGCUCACAACCAAAAGUCAAGUUUCCAUCUAUUACCAUUUGUUUAACCCCAUUUACCUACUUUGCCCUCUCUCCAUUUUCCUUCUCCUCUGUAACCACUAUUCUGUUCUCUGUAUCCUUGAAUUUGUUUUUAUUUUGUUAUAUUUGUUCAUUUGUUACUUUUUGUUUUAUAUUUUACAUAUGAGUUAAAUCAGACUGUUUUUGUCCUUGUCUGUCUGACUUAUUUCACUUAGCAUAAUACCCUUAAGAUCCAUUCAUGUUAUCACAAAUGACAAUAUUUUAUCUUUUAAAAAUAUAUAUAUUCUUUGUUGAUUUCAGAGUGGAAGAGAGGGGGGGAGAGAGAGAAACAUCUGUGAUGAGAGAGAAUCAUUGAUUGGCUGCCUUCUGCAUGCCCCACACUGGGGGUCAAGCCUACAACCCGGGCAUAUGGCCUGACCGGGUCAGUACUCAACCACAGAGGCAUGCCAGCUCUGCUAAUAUUAUCAUAUCUUCUUGAUCCAUUCAUCCAUUGAUGGACACCUAAGGUUGCUUCCAUAUCCUGGCUAUUAGUUUUUCCAGCACCUGAUUCAUUUCACUGAAGAAAACAGACAUAUGCCAAUGCUAAAACUCUGGCUUGGCACAGUACCAGAAAUAGCCAUAUAUAAAGCUGAAACUAUAGAGGUAAUUCUAACUAGCUCAAAGCAAAUUGACAAGUCUUAUAUGUACACUUUCCUACAACCAUGGCUUGGCCUAGGACUUCUUACAAGUACUGGAAACAAAUGGCGCUCCAGGAGAAAAAUGUUAACACCCACUUUCCAUUUUACCAUUCUGGAAGAGUUCUUAGGUGUCAUGAAUGAACAAGCCAACAUAUUAGUUAAUAAGCUUGAAAAACAUGUUGAUGGAGAAAAGUUUAACUGCUUUUCUUACAUCACUCUUUGUGCCUUAGAUAUAAUCUGUGAAACAGCUAUGGGCAAGAAUCUUGAUGCUCAGACUAAUGAUGAUUCUGAGUAUGUCCAUGCAGUUUAUAGUAUGAGUGAUUUGAUACAUCGAAGAAUGAGGACGUUUUGGCUCUGGCAUGACGUUUUGUACCUUUUGUUUAAAGAUGGAAGGGACCACAAAAGGAACCUAAAGAUCUUACAUAAUUUUACCACCAAUGUCAUCAAUGAACGGGCCAAUGAAAUAAAGAGAGAUGAAGAAGGUAAAAGUGAUGACAAGGGCACGACCCUCUCCAACAGAAAACGCAAGGCCUUUCUCGACCUGCUUUUAAAUGUGAUGGAUGAUGAAGGGAACAAGCUAAGCCUUGAGGCUAUUCGAGAAGAAGUGGACACUUUCAUGUUUGCGGGCCAUGACACAACUGCAGCUGGAAUGAACUGGACCUUGUAUCUUUUGGGUUGCCAUCCAGAAGUCCAGAAAAAAUUAGGCAAUGAGCUGGAUGAAGUGUUUGGGAAUUCUGAUCGCCCUGUUACCUUAGAAGACCUGAAGAAACUUAAAUAUCUGGAGUGUGUUAUUAAGGAGACCCUUCGUAUUUUUCCUUCUGUGCCUUUAAUUGCCCGUGAACUUAAUGAAGAUUGUGAUGUUGGGGGAUACAAGGUUGUGAAAGGCUCUCAAAUAGUCAUCAUUCCCUACGCACUGCAUAGAGACCCACGGUACUUCCCAGACCCUGAGGAGUUCAAGCCAGAGCGGUUCUUUCCCGAGAAUUCGAUGGGACGCCAUCCAUACGCAUAUGUGCCCUUCUCUGCUGGACCCAGAAACUGUAUAGGUCAAAGGUUUGCCAUGAUGGAAGAAAAGGUAAUUCUUUCAUGCAUCCUGAGGCAUUUUUGGGUAGAAUCCACCCAGAAAAGAGAAGAACUUGGUCUGGCAGGAGAGCUGAUUCUUCGUCCUACUAAUGGCAUUUGGAUCAAGUUGAAGAGGAGAAACGCAGAUGCAUCCUAACUCCAUUAUUGGGCUGUGCCUUAGUAGGAAUAAAGUCUUUCUUCAAGAGAAAUUUUGCAUUUAAAAUGUGUUAAUCCCUACACUUAAUUUUUUCUUAUCACCACUUACCUUGGGGUCAAGUCUUCCAAAGAGAGAGUUUUUAUAUUUUCAUCACCACCAUUAUCUUACCCUUGCUCUUGAUCCCAAAAGAUGAGUUAACUGAUAUCUGUACCCAAAUAAAUGUAUACAUUUCUCAA